Aspergillus wentii DTO 134E9 is the source of this 5397-nucleotide messenger RNA. Its product is annotated as type I polyketide synthase. The record is from RefSeq and is a predicted model, not a curated record. Gene Ontology annotation, molecular function: fatty acid synthase activity; 3-oxoacyl-[acyl-carrier-protein] synthase activity; phosphopantetheine binding. The coding region runs from base 1 to 5295 and encodes 1764 amino acids. The transcript has 2 exons. Lineage: Eukaryota; Fungi; Ascomycota; Eurotiomycetes; Eurotiales; Aspergillaceae. Gene Ontology annotation, biological process: fatty acid biosynthetic process; secondary metabolite biosynthetic process.
AUGUCGUCUACACCUCGAUCUUGUUCAAUUUCAACGACCAAUGACAACGGCACUUACACCACCAACAGCAGUGAGCCUGAUACAUACGAUGGAGUAGCAGUGGUGGGAAUGGGUUGCCGUGUUGCCGGAGGUGUCGAGAGCCCCGAACAGCUUUGGGAGUUCUUGCUGGCCCAAAAGGAUGGAUCUAGUGAGAUUCCUCCGGCUCGAUGGGAGCCAUAUUACAAUAGAGACCAUCGGAACAAAGGAAUUUUAAACAAAGCCACCACCGGUGGAUAUUUUGUCAAGAACCUAGACGAUUUCGAUCCUCAGUUCUUUGGUAUCUCACCCAGAGAGGCCGAGCAAAUGGAUCCACAGCAACGUAUCUCCCUAGAAGUUGCCUGGGAGGCAUUGCAGGACGCUGGGAUUCCUGCAAAGUCUCUGAAAGGAACCAAUACCUCUGUCUUUUGGGGCGUCAACUCGGAUGAUUAUUCAAAAUUGCUCCUAGAAGACCUUGCAAAUGUCGAGGCUUGGAUGGGAAUUGGAACGGCAUAUUGUGGAGUCCCAAAUCGUAUCUCUUACCAUCUUGAUUUGGCGGGACCAAGCGUUGCUGUUGAUGCUGCUUGUGCCUCUUCUCUUGUCGCCGUUCACAAUGGUGUCUCCGCAAUUCUGAGCGGAGAAUCCAGCAUUUCCAUUGUUGGUGGCGUGAAUGCUCUUUAUGGCCCUGGGCUCACUACCGUUCUGCAAAAAGCUGGCGCUCUGGCGCCAGACGGCCGUUGUCGCUCAUUCGAUGACGGUGCCGUGGGAUACGGUCGCGGAGAGGGAGCAGGAGCUGUCAUUUUGAAAAACCAUGCUCAGGCAAUAAGAGAUGGUGACCACAUUCGCGGAAUUAUCAAAGGGUCAGCCGUAGCGCACGACGGCAAGACAAAUGGAAUCAUGGCUCCGAAUGCCGUCUCGCAAACUCUGGUUGCAAAAAACGCAUUGCGUGCUGCCAACCUAGAAGCCAGCGCCAUUCAAUAUGUUGAGGCUCAUGCGACAUCGACACCAUUAGGCGACCCCACAGAGAUAUCAGCCAUGAGUGCUGUUUACGGACUAAACGUUGAUCAUCCAUGCUAUAUCGGCUCCAUUAAGCCAAAUAUCGGACAUCUGGAAGCAGGUGCCGGUGUUAUGGGUUUGAUCAAAGCAGUUCUUGCAGUCGAAAAAGGAAUAUUGCCUCCUCAGGUAAACCUCAAAACUCUCAAUAGCCGGAUUGACUGGAAAAGCUCCGGUUUGGAGGUCGUCAGAACGUCGAGAGCCUGGCCAGAGACCGAUGCACCACGUCGGGCAGCCGUAUGUUCUUAUGGCUAUGGCGGGACAGUCUCUCAUGCUGUACUAGAACAAUAUCAGGGGACCCUUUCUCAUGGUAUCUCCAGAACCGAGAACAGCCCAAUGAUCUUGCUUGUGUCAGCUCACCAAAAAAAGCGCUUACCAAUUGUCGCUGAGCAGUUGUGGUCUUGGUUCAAGUCAAAUGGAACCGAGGAGAACCUGGCUAGCGUCUGCACCACCCUGGCAACACGUCGUGAUCACUACGAGUUCCGUGUUUCGGCGGUUAUUCAGAAUAUUAAUGAAGCUCUGGAAGUUCUCGACAGGCUUCGCAAAGGAUCCACUGACAAGUGGAUGACUGAAAGUCGCUGUUUGCCUCAAAACGCGAGCAAAGAAGCCGUAUGGGUAUUCUCAGGCCAUGGUGCUCAGUGGACUGAUAUGGGCAAAGAGCUGCUCACCACAAACCGAGCUUUCUGCAAGGCAAUUGAACCCCUAGAUGAGGUGGUUCAGAAAGAGAUCGACUCAUCCCCUAUUGAAUGGCUACGCAAUGGCGACUUCCAGUCAACCGACCGCAUACAGAUUUUGACAUACAUUAUGCAAAUUGGAAUCGCAGCGGUUCUUCAUAGCCAAGGCGUAUUCCCAGAUGCAGUCAUUGGCCACUCAGUGGGCGAGAUCGCAGCUAGUGUCGUUGCUGGUGCACUUUCACCAGUGGAGGGUGCCUUGGUUGUUACUCGGCGAGCAAUUCUAUAUCGCCAGGUCAUGGGCCAAGGAGCUAUGCUCCUGGUCAACAAGUCUACUUCUGAUGUCACCCAGGAUUUACGGAACCGCGAAGACGUGGUUGUAGCAAUCAAUUCGUCCCCGUCAUCUUGUGUCAUUGCGGGUGCCAAAGAUGAAGUGAUGAUGAUUGCCGACAUGUACAAGGAACAGGCUGUCAAGACAUUCCGUGUUAAAACAGAUGUUGGCUUUCAUAGUCCUAUGAUGGUCCCACUGGGCGAACCUUUGCUUAGCGCCCUCCAGGACGUUUUGCAUCCUACAAAGCCUUCCGUGAAGUUAUAUUCGACCGCUCUUGCAGAACCCCGAGGCCAGGACUUGCGAGACGCCGAGUACUGGAUGGCGAACAUGAUAAAUCCGGUCAGACUGACAGAUGCGGUAGAAAGUGCGGCUGAAGAUGGCCACAGAGUAUUCUUGGAGGUGGCAAGUCAUCCUCUCGUUUCGCACUCGGUAACUGAGACCUUGUUGGAUGGCGAGAUAGAGGAUUUCUUAGUUGUGUCUACUCUGCGAAGGGAUCAACCAGCUGUGAAAAGCCUUUUAAACUGCCUUGGUCAGCUUCAUUGCAGCGGAGUCGAGAUUGAUUGGAAAGCGCAAGUGCCAGGACCUUGGGCUCAAGGCCUACCAACGGGACCAUGGCUUCAUCAGCCAACAUUGCCCAAGGUUUCAUCCAAUCCCACGAGCAUGGGAUCACAUGAAACGAACCAGCAUAGCAUCGCUGGGCACCGUAUCGCCGUUGCCGGCACUGAUACUGUGGUCUACACCAGUAUGCUCGACAAGGAUUCUAAACCUUUUCCUGGUCACCAUCCUGUCUCCGGUACUGAAAUUGUGCCCGCAGCUUGUCUUUUGAACACUUUUUUCAAAAGUACAAGAGGAAGACAGCUGCAAAAUAUUCAUUUGAGAGUGCCCGUGGCCAUCGAUGUCCCAAGGACAAUCCAAGUUGUGGUCCAAGGGAACCAAGUGAGGAUCAUGUCUCAACUCAGUCAUACAGAAAAUGCAGAUGACCGUUCAUGGCUUACGCACACGACUGCAUCAUGGAACAUUACCUCUGCCUUGAAUGAGGAGAAAAUUGACCUGAGCGAGUCGGGAUGUCGAUCCAGAAAGCGUCAGCCAGACAGCUUCACAAUAGACUACUUGGCCAGUGUCGGAGUGUCAGCUAUGGGCUUCCCUUGGAAGGUGCUUGAGCAUUAUGGUGAUUCAUCAGAGAUGCUCGCAAGAGUUGAUGUGUCACCUGGUGUAGAUGUACCCGACUGGGAUCAAUCAUCUUGGGCACCAUUCUUGGAUGCGGCGACUUCUAUCGGAUCAUGUAUCUUCUUUGACGAAGCUCGCUUGCGAAUGCCGUCACAGGUUCAGCAAGUCGAUAUUCUCACAAACCAUAGUCCGCCGAAGCUUGGUUGGGUUCAUGUUCGGAGAAACCCCAGCAGUGAAUCAUGCUCAGACAUUCGAAUCCUUGAUAACCAGGGCGAUCUGCUCGUCAAAUUGACAUCCAUGCAAUUCUCCGAGAUUGAAGGCACCCCGGGCUCUAAUAAAGCUGUGGGUGGCUUGGUCCACCGAGUUGCUUGGCCUCCAGCGAAGCCAGCGGAAGAGCCUCUCCGAAUUGAACAAGUGAUUUUGGUGUCGAGUGACCCUUCUCUAAUGCAAAGGUAUGCUGGCACUCUUCCUGGUCAUGUCAAGUUGCGUCAAGUGUCAGGACCAGAUGAGGUCCAGUCCUUGUUAGAAAGUACCGCAGAAUCAACGGCUAUCGCAUACAUCCCAGCCGAGGUUGCUUCCUUUGCAGAGGUGUUUGAAGCGACUAAGAAUCAUACUUGGCAGCUUCUUCAAAUUAUGAAGUGCGCUAUUCACUCUUCUGCCCCAGUCAAGGUGUUUGCUUUGACGACAAAUGUCAUGCAAGGUCAGUCAGCAGCGGCACUUGCAAAUGCUCCAUUGGUUGGUCUCAGCAGAGUGAUUGCAAGCGAGCAUCCCGAUGACUUUGGUGGUCUCAUCGAUAGUGAGAACUACGCGGUUCCUCUGACAACAAUGAAGUACAUUCAGGAUGCGGAUGUUAUCCGAGUCCUUGAUGGAGUACCACGAACUGCUAGACUGCGUGCUCUCCCGACAGAUCGUCGAACCCAGCCAAUAUCCAGCUCUCUUCCUCGUCCCCAAGGAACAUACCUCGUAACAGGCGGCAUGGGUGCUCUCGGGCUUGCAACUGCCGAGUUCCUCGCGGAGAACGGAGCUCAACGACUCGUUUUACUAUCCCGUCGCUUGCUCCCACCGCGGUCAACCUGGAAUAAUGUCCAAGCAGACUUACAGCCGAUUAUUGCCAAGAUCCAAGACCUGGAGCAGCGGGGAGUAUCCGUUCACACCUUGGCCCUGGAUAUCAGCGCACCUACUGCAACACGCGAGCUACUCAAUGCAUUACAAAGACUCGAUCUUCCACCAGUCUUGGGUUUAGUGCACGCAGCUGGUGUUUUGGAAAAUGAGUUGAUACUGGAAAGCACACAGAAUGCUUUCCAUCGAGUUUUCGCCCCGAAGGUCAAUGGUGCCCUUGUCUUGCACGAGGCUUUCCCUCCUGGUACUCUUGACUUCUUCAUGCUAUUCUCCUCCUGUGGCCAGUUGCUCGGAUUUCCGGGUCAAGGAUCAUACGGAAGUGCGAACACCUUCCUCGACACGCUAGCUACCCAUCGUCGAAACCUGGGUGAGAAUUCGGUCUCUUUCCAAUGGACAUCCUGGAGGGGAAUGGGCAUGGGAUGUGACUCUGAAUUCGUUGCUGCUGAAUUAGAAGGGAAGGGAAUCACCGAUAUUACACGCAGCGAGGCUUUCCAGGCUUGGAAUCGUCUCGCACAGUAUGACUUGGACCAUGGAGUUGUGCUUCGCACCCGCACAUUGGAUUCAAAUGAGCCGGUUCCUUCUCCUGUUCUGCAGGACAUUGUCACUCGCUCAUUGGAUAUCAACACGCAAAGCGACGGGUCGGCCAAGAGGGAGACCUCGAACACGAUUCCUUCUUCGGGGCCGGAGCUGCGGAAUUAUCUAGAUAAGCAGAUUCGAUCAUGUGUUGCCAGUGUUCUCCAGCUCUCUCCCAGUGACGUGGAUUCGAGAGCUGCAAUGAGUGAUCUUGGUCUGGAUUCUGUCAUGAGCGUCGCCUUUAGACGGCAACUUCAGCAGACUUUGAAGAUUCCUGUUCCCCCAACGCUGGCGUGGAACCAUCCUACCGUGAAGCACUUGGUUGAGUGGUUUGUAAAGAAAUUAGGUCCACAGAAUGUGCGGUAACUGUCGAGCUCUAAGCCAACUACUUGGAGCUUGUUUCAUUUAGUACUACAUUAAGUAGCAGCGUUAAUGUUAAUUUCGAGAUCAUUCAAUACAAGCUUUCCG